Messenger RNA from Sorex araneus (European shrew), 2824 nucleotides. It is a transcript of the gene UBXN10, whose product is annotated as UBX domain protein 10. The transcript has 2 exons. Lineage: Eukaryota; Metazoa; Chordata; Mammalia; Eulipotyphla; Soricidae. Gene Ontology annotation, molecular function: protein binding. The record is from RefSeq and is a predicted model, not a curated record. Bases 51 to 905 code for a protein of 284 amino acids.
GCCGGGAGCCUGCAGCGGAUGGAGCCAGCGGCCAGGGGUCUUAAGAAGCAAUGGCCACAGAAGCCCCUGUGAACAGAGCCCCCGGUGGUCGCAGCUCUGUUGUCCUCAGCACGUCUGACAGCUACACUUGGCACCCGAACUCACUAAAUAUGCACGUCAUCAGACCCAAGUCUGCCAAGGGACGAACUCGGCCGAGCCUGCACAGGCCCCCCAGCUCAGGGGGGUGUGCUCAGGGCUCCCCAUCUUCUCCACCCUCAGCCAUUCCCUGUGAGACAUCACUGAAUAGCCAGAAGCCCAGAGCCUGCACCCCAAAGUCUCUGCCCCAGGGGACUCCUGAUGAGAUCUCGGAGCUGCUGCAGCAGCAGGUGCCUAUCGGGGCCGCCUCCUCCCUCAAUAAGUACCCGGUCCUCCCGUCCAUCAACAGGAGGACCCCGGAGGAGGAGGAGGAGGAGGAGGCAGUGGAAACCAUAGCCAAGAAGGCAGGGUCACUGCAACUGAGCAGCCCUUGGGCUCUCUACCACAAGGAAGCUCGUACCCUGAAGACAAGUGAAGGAGACCUCAGGGCUCAAGGAAGUUGUUCCCCGGGAGGGAUACCUGUGCCUCGAUCCCAGAAACAAACUGGGGACAUGGAGGAGCCAUCUGAUCUCGAGCCCAGGCUGCUGCUCGCCAUCCGAUCACCGUCUGGCCGAAGGUUCGUGCGUCACUUCCGGCCCACCGAUAACUUGCAGACGGUGCUGGCCGUGGCUGAACGCAGGAACGGGACCACCUACCAACAGUGCAGCAUCGAGACCCUAGAGGUGCCCAGGAGGCGUUUCUUUGACCUCACCAAGUCCCUGCAAGAGUGCAGAAUCCUCCACAAGUCCGUGCUCGGCAUCUCACAGCAGCCCGGGGAGGGGUGGCCCUGAGUCCUCCGCCCGCAGAUGGCAUUCUGGGUCUCUGAGGAGGAGGUAUCCCGGGGUGCCAUGGCCUCGCCAAGCAGCUGAGUUGCAAGUGCCACAUGAACCGGGUGCUGCUGUGGUUCGUGGGACUCCCCCUUCGGAGCUCCUGGUUGGAGCAUCGACAUUUUCUCACAUCCUCUCCCUGGGGGCAGGGGGGUGCAGGUCUCUCCCCUGCUGCAGUGGCUCAGAUGCCCCGCAUCAGCCUGGCCACACUGUCUCCUUCGCAGGGUUUGGGAUCUUUGCUUAUCUUCACAAUGAGCUCUCGCGGGCUUGUGGCGGGCGGUUUGUCUUGGUGUCUCUGGUGCAGGAUGAAACACUUCGCAGAGAGACUCUGGUCUGAUGGGUCAGCAGGGUUUGGGAAGCCUGCAUCUGCCUCUUCCAUUUCUUAUCAGGGGCAUCAUUAAGAAGCGGCAGUCUUGGUUCCUGUGUAGGAGGCAGCCCUCCUUGUGGGCUGGAGUGGCAGGGUUUCAAGGCAGGGCCUCUGCGUACGUGAGGUGACUUCAGGGGAAAGAACAGGCUUCUGCUUAGAUGGACCCCCAGCAUUUCCCCGGCCACUGGGAGCUAGCGAUCUGAUCCCUCCUGCAACCCUGGCUUGGCCAGGAACUACUAAAUACACACCCAUCAGGUCACAACUUCCAGCAGAUGUUGUAUGCAAAAAUCCCGCCACAGUGCGACGUGACUUCCUCUGCUUUUGUUCGUAAUGGAAUCUUUGGAUUCCAAACCAUACAAAUCUAAAUUUUCCUAAAGCAUCCCGGCUUACCUGGUUGCAGAUACCUUGUUUUGCAACCCAAUUUCUCCUCUGAUUGGGAUCUCUCGGAGGAUGCCGGCCCCCCCCUGGCUGGCUGGACCAGUGGUCACGUUGCUGUGUUGGCCUGUCCCUGAAGGCUGGGGGCUGACUGAUUGACCGACAGUGCAUCCAGAUGCCUCGGCCACGGCCAAGAUAGAGUACACAAAGGCUGGUUUUUUCAACGCACAAGAGGUAACUUAUACAGUUUGCCAAAGUUUUCUUGUGUUAGAAUUUUAAUGAGACUCUCCCAUCUCAUUUGGAUUUUCUGGUCAAAUCCCCCUUCAGAGUGAGGAACACCCCCCUCCCACCCACACCCUGCCAUGCCCAGGGAGCUUGGCCAUUACGAAGUCCUGAGAAUUGAACUGCACCCUGCCUCCUAGGUAUUGAGAGCUAGCAGGAGUUCUAGAAGCAUGUCAGGGCUGCUCCCUCAGCAACAAUGCCCCUGGUGCAGACAUAGGGAACGUUGUGAGAAAUGUUACUUGCAGCAGAUCAAUGCUUAGUUGUGGAUAUUGGCACCCUAGGGCUUUGCUUGGAUGCAGGCGAGCCUUAAGCUCACCAGGUCCCACACCACCCAGCCCACUGAAGGACAGUUUCUUUCUAAAGGUUUUGCUGGAAUUUCUUAACACCUUUCUGACGGGUAGGUCACACAACAGGCUGCCUCUCUCAGCUUCGGCAGAGGGGACUGGUAGUAGGAGCUGGGCCUCACGGUAUAGGCGUCUCCCCUCCUAGCCAGGACUCCAGCACAGAACCCUGAUCCCUAUGGAGGCUGGGGAAAGAGUCUCCCAUGAAAUCACACCUACUCUGUGGUAAGAAUAAAAUCCCGCCCACCUGGGACCCGGUCAUUUCUCCAGGCAAGCAGCCUAAGGAACUUCAGUGAAAUGGGCAAUGCUUGAAGGCGUUCAGUUUUUCUGCACUUGGGGGUUUGCUCCUGCUAUUUAGCAUAGAACUUGGGGUGAAAAAUAAUGGAGGGCAAACAGAUAGAUAAAUGAUAAGAUGAUUUUAGGAUGUGUGGCUAACGCUAAGUUUGAACCAUCUUGAUAAGCUUUAAUUUCCUUUUUUUUUUCUUUUUGCUUUUGGACAAAAGAUGAUGAUACCAACA